UCUGGGUCAAUUCAGAAAAAUGACAGCUCAGAAAAACAAACACGGACUUCUGGCUAUUAAAGAGUUGGAGAACAUUCUGGACACAUGUAAACUUGACCUAAAUCCAGUCGACGAGGUCUGGCCGAACUUGUACAUCGGAAACGUGGCCAUUGCUCAAAAUAGAAAUGCUUUGAAGAAAAUGGGCAUCACUCAUGUCUUAAAUGCUGCCCAUUCCAAGCAAGGCAGCAUUGGGGACCAGAGUUAUUACGGCAGUACAAUUGUGUAUUACGGCAUCCCGGCAGAAGACUCUUCAUCAUUUGAUCUUAGUGUGUACUUUAAACUGGCUUCUGAUUUCAUCCACAAAGCCUUGAGGAAGAAGAACGGAAAGGUGCUUGUUCAUUGCAUCAUGGGAAUGAGUCGGUCUGCCACUCUGGUCCUAGCGUACCUUAUGAUGCGUCAGCGUCUUACUCUCCGCACUGCCAUCCAAACGGUUGUACUGCGACGUGCAAUCUAUCCUAACAGCAACUUUUUGAGCCUUCUCCUGGAUUUGGACAUUCAGCUACAGAGGAAGCGAAUGCUAUGUCCUAUUCUCUGACAGAAAAACAAAAUGUUACGAAAACACAAAUGCACAUGUAUUCAUUUUAUAUAACUAAAGGGUGAGAAGGUAACCACCAUUAGUAUGUUUACAUUAUUUAUGAUGUGUAUAUAUAUAUUGUUUCAUAGUAAAACUUGUGCCUUUCAGGUUUAGUGUAUGUAUAGACCAUCUUUGUACUUUUCCAUACAUUUACAAGGAUAUUAAAUAAAGUUUAAGAAUUUAGAUAUAAAACACUUUAAUACUGACUUAAGAAUUGUUUUUAACUUUUGACAUUGGCAUUUGCAUAGUCAUAUUAACAUGGGUGAUUUUAAAUGUGGUGUAAAUGAAGCAAAUGAGAAGUGUAUAUGAUAUAUUCAGGUUGCAGCUCUAUGAACCACAGGUGCCACAUGCUUCUCACACUGGAAAUAAUAUUUAACAAUGGAGUCAGUAUUCAGCAUAGAAUACUAAGUUAAGCAGUAUUAAAUGAUUGAAUUGUGGCUUAUUAUUCAGCUGCAGAGAAAACCCUCACUGUGAGCAGCAUUCGCUUUUACAUUGCUUUUGGCAGCCACAUUUGGCGAAAUAUACGGGCCAAGCACAACACUCUUCUGUUGACUCAGUCCUAAAAGCCUUGUUUAAAUGACUGAGCAGCGGUCGCUGAUGUGAUUUUAGUGCACCUUUAUAUUUUAAUAGCAGAAUAAUGUGUUUCAUUCAGCUCAUUGAUUCACAGAAGUUCCUUUGUUAUCUCGGAAAACAUUUAGUGUUGUAUAAAGUUUUGUUAAAUGCACUGUAUUACAUUUAAUUGCACAUUAGAUUCUAUUGACCAUGAGCAGGAUGAAUUUUAAAUUUGUUAUACUGGUAUCUGCCUAUGUUAAAUAUUUUUUGAAAGUGUAACAACUGCACUGGUAGAUUCACGUUCAGAUGUUUCAUAAAAACAAAGUGGCAAAUAAAAAGUUCUGAAAGUUC
Molecule: messenger RNA, 1516 nt
Organism: Labeo rohita (rohu)
Lineage: Eukaryota; Metazoa; Chordata; Actinopteri; Cypriniformes; Cyprinidae
Product: dual specificity protein phosphatase family protein
Exons: 3
Coding region: 20-574 (184 amino acids)
Biological process (GO): negative regulation of MAPK cascade; protein dephosphorylation
Cellular component (GO): cytoplasm
Molecular function (GO): MAP kinase phosphatase activity; protein tyrosine/serine/threonine phosphatase activity
Source: RefSeq, a predicted model, not a curated record